UCUCAUAUCCCUUGAUUUGGAGAUUUUUCUAGGUAAUGCAUGGAUUUUUUUUUUCAGUCUCCAACUGAUCUCCCACUUGUUUAAAUAUGGACCAGUAACUGCUUGCAAGAAAGGAUGCUUGUGGUCGAUGCUGAAUCAAAUAAAGAACUGGAGCAAUGGAAUGAAAUGCUAGGAAAUGAUGCUAUCAAACUCUGUCAAGAGAACAAUUUCAAUACAGGAUAUUUUGAGGGCAGCGAUGACAACUCUGUUGUUGAUGCUUAUGAGUUGAAGGUCAGACUAGAACACAUCCUUGAGAGAAUAUCAUUGAUCUCUGAUGCUGCAAAUACAGAGAAACCAUCAUUAAUCACAAAUAGCUUGUUCAUUGGUGGGGCACUAGCUGCUAGAUCCACUUACACUUUACAACAUGUAGGAAUUACUCAUAUAAUGUGUCUGUGUGCCAAUGAAAUUGGACAGUCAGAUUCUCAGUACCCUGAUCUGUUUGAUUAUCAAAAUUAUUCUAUAUGUGACAACGAAGAUACAAAUAUCAGCUCUAUCUUUGAAGAAGCCUCUGAUUUUAUAGAUCAUGUAGAAUCAAUAGGCAGGAGGGUUCUAGUCCAUUGCUUUGAAGGCAAGAGUAGAAGUGCCACAUUGGUUCUUGCUUACUUGACGCUUAAGAAGAACUUGACUUUAUUAGAUGCAUGGAAUGCCCUCAGACGAGUGCAUCGCCGAGCUCAGCCGAAUGAUGGAUCAAGAAUUUUAUUGGAUCUUGACAGAAAACUACAUGGGAAGGUAUCAAUGGAGUGGCAACAGCGGAAGCCGACAAUGAAAGUGUGUCCCAUCUGUGGGAGGAAUGCUGGUCUAAGCAGCAGUUCGCUGAAGCUUCAUUUGCAAAAAUCUCACAAGCGGUUAUCUUCAGGAAGUGUAGAUAGUGCCAUGAGAAUGGAGAUACAAAAUGCUCUGGAUGCUCUAAAAAGGACUAGAGUUGGGAGUGCGAGUCCUACACCGUCUUCUUCAGUUAUGGAAUAGGCAAAUCCAAAUCCUUGAAUAUUGAAGCGAUGGAUUCGAUGAGAAAUUACGUUUCUAAAGCCCCAGAGUUCUGGCAAAUGGAAAAUCUACCCUCUGUUUUAUUCAACAUCAAGAGGAUCAAGAUCAAGAAGAUGAGAAACACCUUAUUCUCUGAUGGAAACACUUUCUCAACUGUACAAUGGAAUGGAUGCGGAUGAUGGCGUAUCUCACAUGCUUUUUGCCAUUGCGUCAUCACUUGUCAUAAAGAAUUGUCCUAAGGCAGUGCGACGUUGAAAUGCUACGAGCCUUUUGUUGGUCGGUAGCAGCUGGGUAGCUUCCGCCUCCAGUUGAAUAGAAGCGUGUGGUUUCGGUUCAAUGAUUUUGAUUUUCGAUACGUUGAUAUUAUGUCAUAUUACCAUAUAAUAUAUUUAUUAAUUAUUUAAUGUA
Molecule: messenger RNA, 1431 nt
Organism: Manihot esculenta (cassava)
Lineage: Eukaryota; Viridiplantae; Streptophyta; Magnoliopsida; Malpighiales; Euphorbiaceae
Product: dual specificity protein phosphatase PHS1-like
Biological process (GO): response to abscisic acid; cortical microtubule organization; protein dephosphorylation
Molecular function (GO): protein tyrosine/serine/threonine phosphatase activity
Source: RefSeq, a predicted model, not a curated record